This is a messenger RNA of Colletotrichum fioriniae, 999 nucleotides long. The record is from RefSeq and is a predicted model, not a curated record. Lineage: Eukaryota; Fungi; Ascomycota; Sordariomycetes; Glomerellales; Glomerellaceae.
AUGGCUGCAUCUCCACAGAGCGCGACGGCCUCUAGUCCGCUCGCUGUGGGUAGUUCCGAGCCCACCGCAACCGCGAUUCCUGUUGUAGGUUACGAAGUGGUGUUCUCAUAUCACUUUGGCAACUGCUGGCUAAUAGUCACUGCUCUAUCAAAGGACCCAGUCGUCGAGGAUGAGGAAACAACAGAUGCGGAGAUCGAGAGCCACUACUGGGAGACUCUUCUUCUAGGUCACAAAUUAUAUCUUGCGCCUCUUGGUAACGGUCCAUCGAAUGUUCUUGAUGUCGGCACAGGAACCGGCAUUUGGGCGAUAGACUUUGCAGACGAGUAUCCUUCUGCUGAGGUUAUCGGUGUUGACAUUUCGCCCAUUCAGCCAGGAUGGGUUCCGCCCAAUUGCAAGUUUCAAAUCGAUGAUAUUGAGGAGUCGUGGACAUGGUCCAUUGACCAUUUUGACUUUGUUCACAUAAAACACCUCGAGGGAAGCGUAGCAGAUUGGCCGAAGCUCUACACCCAAUCGUAUGCCCACAUGAAGGCAGGAGGUUACAUCGAGGUCAAGGAGAUAGACGUUGAGCUAUGCUCUCAGGUGUUCGUUGACUUAGACGAUGACCACGUCUACAAAAGGUGGGGCAAGAUCAUGCUAGAGGCCAUGGACCGAUUGGGAAAGACGGGAACUCAGAGCCGCAAUCAUGGUAUCGCCAGAGGUCUUGAGGCGGCCGGAUUCGUCGACAUCGUCGAACAGCAAUGGGCGGCACCUGUUGGAGCUUGGCCGAGGGAUCCCACUCUCAAGGAAGUGGGCGCGUGUCACCUCCAAUACCUCGAUCAAUCGCUCGAGGGCUUUGGUACCUUUCUACUCAAAGAAGUGAUGGGUUGGGAAUAUGCGGAGAUCAUGGUAUUCAUGAGCGAAAUGCGAAAGGCAAUCAGAGACCUGAAGCUCCAAUCUUACAUCAAGCUUCAUGUUGUUUAUGCAAAGAAACCCGAGAAGGCUGUUGAAGGCGAAGAGUGA